CAGACUCAAACACUCAACGCUACAGACUCAAACAUUCAGAAAUCACAUCAUACACAUUUGUCCCUGCAGCGCCCCUGUCGACCUCGGCGCCAGAACGUCAGUGAUCACGUGUUAUCUACUACGAUUCGCUGAAGUUGGAGAAAAGUUUGACAAACCUGUAGAUCAUCAAGAGAGCCAGAGAUUUGCCGAAGAUCCAGAAAGGCGACAUCGAUUAAGGUUCUUUAUCUCCAGACACACGAUGGAAUCCGUCGCCCAGAAAGUGCUGUCUUCGGGAUUCACUCUUGACUUGGGACCUCUGAAAGAACCGUUGGCAUUCAUUCGUUUGCUAGAAUGGGUGUUCUCCAUAUUUGCCUUUGCUACGACUGGAGGUUAUAGUGGCACAACCAGCAUCAAUGUCCAGUGCCAUGGGAGUCCCAUUCAAGAAAUAAAGGCAGCCUUUAACUACCCAUUCAGGUUGAUGCAGCAUCCCUAUUUUGUUCCUGACUGCAAAAUCAAUCAAACCACCACCACCACUGAGUACUACCUGACUGGAGACCACGCAUCCUCGGCACAGUUUUACGUCUGCAUUGGAGUGUUGGCCUUUCUCUACACCACUGCCACACUAGUCCUGUACCUCGGCUACCAGCACUUGUAUAGAGAAACUAGUCGUGGCCCCACCGUGGACCUGUUGGUGACGGCUGCCUUGACCUUUAUGUGGUUGGCAUCAUCCUCUGCUUGGGCUAAAGGCUUGUCUGAUGUGAAGUCGGCCACCAGCCCUUCAACCAUUCUAAGUUUUUCUAAGGUUUGCAAGGAGAUCGGCAACAAGUGCACCCCAGGUGCUGUGCCUCAUAUGGGCCGACUAAACGCUUCUGUGAUUUUUGGUUUUCUUAACCUCAUCCUGUGGGGCGGCAACUGUUGGUUCAUUUACAAGGAAACCCCAUUCCACAAAACCGCCAACCCGCCUGCAGAUGUGGAGGGGGGAGUCGGGCCAUCGUAACUCACAAGCUUCCACAUUUCACAAUGUAGUGUUAUUAAAUAAGUCAAUUUGGUACUAAUUGUUAGGAAAAAAUAAAGUAGAUUAGAAGCUAUACAUUUCCAAAACUUACUGUUCAUUUUUUGCUAAUUAUUAUUUUUACAUUUAGGGCUCAAAUACCAUAGCCCAGUAUCAUCUCAAACACAUUCAGGAAAGGUACUUAAAAAAAAAUAAAAAAUUAAACUUGAGAUGUUUAUCGUCACAUUAAUAGAGGAAAUUGUAGCAGUCAAAAAAGUAAUUCUCAUAGAUGCUCAGUUUGCAUUUUUUUAAACAUAUUUUUACCCAGGUAUCCAAAACAAAGAGUCCCUUAUCUCAAGUUGUACUGCAGGUGUGGACUGUGCAGCCUUGUUGGCGAUAAAUCAGAACGAAGCAUCACGAAGCAUGUCAACCUCAUCUGCUAACAGUAUUUCUGUACCAUGAAACAUUUCUGCAAUCAGCAUUUUCUUUAAAAAAAGAAGAAGAAAAAAAGACUCAGGGCUUUUGACUGUACAAAAUACAAUAUAGCUAAUAAGUUAUUAAUAUCUGAAGUGCAUUUAUUAUUAACAAGUCCAAACGGUUUAAUCCUAAAACACAAUAGACAUCGAAACAUGAAAACAAUCAUGAUAAAUUCAUGUUAAAUAGUAGUUAAUUGGAAAAUGAAUCCAGUUAAUUGGAAAUUGAAUCCAGUUGCCAUUAUGAGAUUAUUUGUAAUGGGUGAAAGCAAUUUUAUUGCAUUUUAUUUGCGCAAUGUUGUCUCUUAUCUCACUGUGGAAGGCCAAAUUCAAUAUUUUAUCCUAACAGCUGAAUAUUAUGUUGAAUGUAGUGGAUAUAUUCACUCAGAGCAGGUUUGCUCUUUAUGAAUUUUAAAUUUAACCAAGUUGCUUUUGUUGCCUAAACCAAAAUAAGCCAGUUAUGCUUCUUCUAUUACAACUUUUGCUCUUUAUACUACUAGGAGGCGGGGGGGGGGGGGGGGGGGGGGGGGGGGGGGGAGAGGUGUAAAUAGCCAUAUAGCUGCCACGUGACUGUUCUCACCCAGGUGCAGAUAGACUAUUACACUUAUUAGGGGGAAUUUUGGAUCUUUCUCCUGAGUGUUCAUGUUUACAUUUC
This is a messenger RNA of Etheostoma spectabile (orangethroat darter), 2098 nucleotides long. It is a transcript of the gene sypl2b, whose product is annotated as synaptophysin-like 2b. Lineage: Eukaryota; Metazoa; Chordata; Actinopteri; Perciformes; Percidae. Gene Ontology annotation, cellular component: synaptic vesicle; synaptic vesicle membrane. The record is from RefSeq and is a predicted model, not a curated record. The coding region runs from base 239 to 976 and encodes 245 amino acids. The transcript is spliced from 6 exons.